This is a messenger RNA of Daucus carota subsp. sativus, 3419 nucleotides long. RefSeq names its product leucine-rich repeat receptor-like serine/threonine-protein kinase BAM1. Gene Ontology annotation, molecular function: ATP binding; protein kinase activity; protein binding. Lineage: Eukaryota; Viridiplantae; Streptophyta; Magnoliopsida; Apiales; Apiaceae. The coding region runs from base 137 to 3190 and encodes 1017 amino acids. The record is from RefSeq and is a predicted model, not a curated record. Gene Ontology annotation, biological process: protein phosphorylation. The transcript has 2 exons.
GUGUACUGAUUUUGUGUGUUUAAACCCUAUAAACACACAAAAAUGGAGACCUAACCAUAAAAGACUGUCACCCCUUCAUCCCCUCCCUCUCUCUCUAAAACCCACUUUCUCUCUCUAAAACCACCACCCAUCCACCAUGCCAUUCCUUCUCCUCCUCUUCUCCCUCCUCUUAACCUCCCAUCUCCACCACUCCGCCACCGCAAAGCCACUGCCGGAAUACAAAGCCCUUCUCUCUCUAAAAGCCUCCAUUUCAGACGACCCACAAGCCACUCUCUCAUCCUGGAACAUCUCCACUUCUCACUGCACUUGGGCAGGCGUCACUUGUGACUCCCGCCGCCACGUCAUCUCUCUAGACAUCUCCAACCUUAAUCUAACAGGAACUCUUUCUUCAGACAUCGGUUACCUUAAAAACCUAGUUAAUCUCACCGUCGCCGCCAACCAGUUCUCCGGUCCCAUUCCGACAAACAUCUCACUUCUUACAAAUCUCAAACUACUGAACCUCUCUAAUAACAUUUUCAACGACUCGUUUCCGACACAGAUUUGUAAAACCCUCCAGUUCCUCGAAAUCCUCGACUUGUAUAACAACAACUUAACCGGUGAUCUCCCAGUUGAUGUUUACUUCUUGUCUAAUCUCCGACAUCUCCAUCUCGGCGGGAACUUCUUUUCCGGCACCAUCCCGCCGGAAUAUGGCCAGUUUCCGUUUCUCGAAUACUUAGCCGUCUCGGGAAACGAGCUAACCGGCGCUAUCCCGCCGGAAAUCGGGAACAUUUCUUCGCUCCAGCAUCUAUACAUUGGCUACUACAACAACUACUCCGGCGGGCUCCCGCCGGAAAUCGGAAACAUGUCGAAACUCAUCAGGUUUGAUGCAGCCAACUGCGGGCUCUCCGGGGAGGUGCCGCCGGAGAUCGGAAAGCUUCAGAACUUAGACACAUUGUUUCUUCAAGUUAACGAGCUUUCCGGUGGCUUAACAGCUGAGCUUGGUGGCCUUAAAAAUCUCAAGUCCAUGGAUCUAUCGAAUAAUAUGUUUACCGGUGAAAUACCAAGCACAUUUGCCAAUUUAAAGAACCUGACGCUACUGAAUUUGUUUCGAAACAAGCUUCACGGUUCGAUCCCCGAUUUUAUAGGGGACUUGCCUGAACUGGAAGUGUUGCAGUUGUGGGAGAAUAAUUUUACGGGAAGUAUACCGCAGAGCUUGGGGAAGAAUUCGAGACUUCAGAUUCUCGAUUUGUCUUCGAAUAAAUUGACUGGAAUGCUUCCACCGUUGAUGUGUUCGGGGAAUAAGUUGGAGACUCUGAUUACUCUUGGGAACUUCUUGUUUGGUCCUAUCCCGGAAUCACUUGGGGAAUGUGAGUCGUUGAGUCGGAUUCGAAUGGGGGAGAAUUACCUCAAUGGCUCUAUUCCGGAAGGCCUUUUGAGUUUGCCUCAGCUUUCGCAAGUUGAGCUUCAGGAUAAUCUUUUGUCUGGUGGAUUUCCGGAGACUAGUUCCAUUUCUGCCACUCUUGGACAGAUUAGUUUGUCGAAUAAUCAUCUGACUGGGGCUUUGCCGGCUAGUAUUGGGAACUUUUCGGGUGUUCAGAAGCUUUUGCUGGAUGGUAACAGGUUUUCGGGGCGUAUUCCUGCUGAGAUUGGGAAGUUGCAGCAGUUAUCGAAGAUUGAUUUGAGUCACAACACUUUCUCAGGGGAGAUUGCUAAAGAAAUCAGUCAGUGUGGUUUGUUGACGUUUGUUGAUCUUAGUAGGAACGAGCUUUCGGGGCAAAUACCGACUGAGAUUACAGGUAUGAGGAUACUUAACUACUUGAAUUUGUCGAGAAAUCAUUUAGUAGGAAGUAUUCCAGCACCUAUAGCUACAAUGCAGAGCUUAACAUCAGUUGAUUUUUCGUAUAAUAAUCUCUCUGGUUUAGUUCCUGGUACGGGUCAAUUUAGCUACUUUAAUUACACUUCAUUCCUUGGUAAUCCUAAGCUUUGCGGUCCUUAUUUGGGACCUUGCAAAGAUAUAGCUGCUAAUGGAACACAUCAGCCUCAUUUCAAGGGUCCGCUCUCGGCUUCAAUGAAGCUUUUACUGGUUAUUGGACUGCUUGUUUGCUCUAUUGCAUUUGCUGUCGCAGCUAUUAUCAAAGCUAGAUCACUAAAGAAAGCAAGUGAUGCUCGUGCGUGGAAGCUCACUGCUUUCCAGCGCUUGGACUUCACAUGUGAUGAUGUUCUUGAUAGCCUGAAGGAGGAUAAUAUUAUAGGGAAAGGCGGGGCUGGUAUUGUUUACAAGGGUGUCAUGCCGAACAAUGAACCUGUUGCUGUGAAAAGGUUGCCUGUGAUGAGUCGGGGAUCAUCCCAUGAUCAUGGUUUUAAUGCCGAGAUAAAGACUCUUGGGAGGAUUAGACACAGGCACAUUGUUAGGUUGCUAGGUUUCUGUUCAAACCAUGAGACCAAUCUAUUGGUUUACGAGUAUAUGCCAAAUGGCAGUCUAGGGGAAAUGCUUCAUGGCAAGAAAGGAGGGCAUUUACAUUGGGAUAACAGGUAUAAGAUUGCAAUUGAGGCUGCAAAGGGCCUUUGUUAUCUUCAUCAUGAUUGCUCACCACUCAUUCUGCAUCGUGAUGUGAAAUCAAACAACAUUCUGUUGGACUCCAACUUUGAAGCUCAUGUAGCAGAUUUUGGCCUUGCCAAGUUUUUGCAAGAUUCGGGUGCCUCGGAGUGCAUGUCUGCCAUUGCUGGUUCAUAUGGAUAUAUUGCACCAGAAUAUGCCUACACACUCAAGGUUGAUGAGAAGAGUGAUGUUUAUAGCUUUGGUGUGGUUCUCUUAGAACUUGUUAGUGGCAAAAAACCAGUUGGGGAGUUCGGAGACGGUGUAGACAUUGUCCAAUGGGUGCGAAUGAUGACCAACGGGAACAAGGAAGGAGUACUCGAGAUCCUGGAUAAGAGGCUUCCCUCAGUCCCCAUUCAUGAAGUGAUGCAUGUAUUUUAUGUGGCAAUGCUGUGUGUCGAAGAGCAGGCUGUGGAACGUCCAACAAUGCGUGAAGUUGUUCAAAUCCUAACAGAGCUCCCAAAGCCACCCAAUUCAAAGCAGGGAGAUGCCAACGUAACCGACUCCCCCCCUCCAGCAGCUGCCUCAGAGUCUCCAGUCAUGGCCGUUAAAGACACCAAAGAACAACCUCAGCUACCACCGCAAUCACCACCAUCUGACCUUCUCAGCAUAUAAAGAAAUGUACUGUUAGGGUGGGCUAUUUUUCUUUAGUUCCAAGUCUGUGUUUCUAAACUAGUAAUUCAGUAUUGUAAUUUUCUUCUCUUUUUUCGGGUUUUCAAUUGGGAGGAAGGGGGUUACUCUUUAGCUUUGUCAAGGUAUUAUUAGUGUUUGAUGAAAGUGUCACUUGCUGUACAGUAGGGGUUUGGUGGGGAACUUUAAUUAUAUGAAAUUUAUGUUUUUGCAA